CGCCGUCAGCACGACUUGUCGCCUGGGAUCACACCUCUCUCCCUCCUCAUUCCUCCCCUCUUCUAUCCAACAACACCCCGCCCGACCCGACCCCACUCCCCACCAUGUCCGGCUGGAUGUCCUACUUUACCGGGCGCAAGGACACGCGCGAGCAGGCGCGCGACUCGAUCGUGACGCUGCGCCAGCAGCUGCUCAUGAUUGAGAAGAAGGAGGAGCACCUGCAGAAGAAGAUUGAGGAGGAGCUCAAGAAGGCCAAGGCGAACGCCGCGACCAACAAGCGGGUCGCAACCGCCGCCCUGCGACAGAAGAAGGCGUUCGAGAACGAGCUCGACAAGCUCGCGGGUACACGGCUCACGCUCGAGACGCAGGUCAAUGCCAUCGAGUCGGCCAACCUGAAUGCCGAGACGAUGCUCGCGAUGAAGAAGGGUGCCGACGCAUUGAAGUCGAUACACUCGACGCUCAAGGUCGAAAAGGUCGACCAGACAAUGGACGCGAUCCGGGAACAGAUGGACCUCACAAACGAGAUUUCCGACGCCAUCUCCAACCCCGUCGGCAUUGUCAACAAUAUCGACGAGGACGAGCUCGAGGCCGAGCUCGAGGCGCUCGAGCAGGAGGAGCUCGACGACCGCCUCAAGGGCGCCGACCACGUCCCGCUCCACACGCCCGCUUCGCCCGUCGGCGCGUCGCGCGAGCGCACGCACGCAGUCGAGGAGGACGACGAGGAGGAGCAGCUCCGCCAGCUGCAGGCAGAGCUGGCCAUGUAGUAGUAGUAGUCGGGCCCAACCAACACUACCGGCAUCGCCCGCCCGCCCCCCAUACAACAAGCACCUAUACCGCAGACCCAUUUCAUACUACUCGGCCUGCACCAUACACCCCACCCCAGGACAUUCUGGGUACUUAGGAUCCCCCCCGCCGGGGUCAUGUACAACCAUCUGUGAUGCGACGUCUGGUUUUAA
Messenger RNA from Vanrija pseudolonga, 956 nucleotides. RefSeq names its product Vacuolar-sorting protein SNF7 (gene SNF7). The record is from RefSeq and is a predicted model, not a curated record. NCBI's taxonomy places the organism in Eukaryota, Fungi, Basidiomycota, Tremellomycetes, Trichosporonales, Trichosporonaceae. The coding region runs from base 105 to 764 and encodes 219 amino acids. Gene Ontology annotation, cellular component: ESCRT III complex; cytoplasmic side of plasma membrane; multivesicular body. The transcript is spliced from 4 exons. Gene Ontology annotation, biological process: vesicle budding from membrane; late endosome to vacuole transport via multivesicular body sorting pathway.